CACGGCGCCCCACCGUGGCGAAGGGGCACCGCACUCUACCCGCGAGCAGUAUAAAUCGGAGCCUGCCGCUAGUCGCUUCUUCUCAGGUGAACGAAGAGUGAUCGAUCCCUCAUCUUCUCUCUUUUCCCUCUGCUCAGCUCCUGGUAGCUCUUGGCUCUUCUUCCUCAUGGGUGGCUACAGCGAGUACCUGCGGAGGGCGAAGCCAUACAUCGCCAUGAUCUCUCUCCAGUUCGGCUAUGCCGGCAUGAACAUCAUCACCAAGGUGUCGCUCACCAACGGGAUGAGCCAUUACGUGCUCGUCGUCUACCGCCACGCCUUCGCCACUCUCUCCAUCUUCCCCUUCGCGCUUUUCCUAGAGCGGAAGGUGCGGCCCGCGAUGACGAAGUGGGUGUUCUUGCAGAUAUUUGUGUUGGGACUUCUCGGGCCUGUGAUCGACCAGAACUUCUACUACGUUGGACUCAAGUUGACCUCUCCUACCUUCUCGUGCGCCAUGAGCAACAUCUUGCCGGCCAUGACCUUCGUGAUGGCCGUGUUAUGCAGGAUGGAGAAGGUGGAUCUGAAGAAGGUGAUAUACCAGGCGAAGGUGGCCGGAACGUUGGUGACUGUGGCUGGGGCGAUGUUGAUGACACUGUACAAAGGUCCCUUAUUGGAGAUGGUUUGGACAAAGCAUGUUCAUCCUCAUGCAUCCAACUCUCCAGCCGCCACUGAAUCGAGCAGCAGGGACUGGUUUCUCGGCUCCAUCUUCCUCAUCCUGGCCACCUUAGCUUGGGCUUCUCUGUUCGUCCUUCAGGCAGUAACACUGAGGCGGUACUCUGCUCAGCUGUCUCUCACGACGUGGAUAUGCUUCGUGGGGACAUUGCAAGCCAUAGCCGUCACUUUGGUCAUGGAGCACAAGCCUUCUGCUUGGACCAUAGGCUUUGAUAUGAACCUCCUUGCUGCUGCCUACGCUGGAAUUGUCACAUCUAGCGUCGCUUACUAUGUUCAAGGGCUGGUGAUAGCGAAAAGAGGGCCAGUCUUUGCAUCGGCCUUCAGUCCUCUGAUGAUGAUCAUAGUUGCCAUCAUGGGCUCUUUCAUCCUGAACGAGAAGAUCUAUCUCGGAGGUGUUCUUGGUGCGAUCCUCAUUAUUAUCGGGCUCUACUCGGUUCUCUGGGGGAAGUACAAGGAGAACAAGGAGAAGAAAGAGAGGGAGGCCAUGUCUUUGCCCGUCGCAUUAAAGGAGAGUGAAGGAUGUCAGCAUACCAACUCUGGCGAAGAAAUAAAUGGAGAUGCUAAGAGCUCCACCGCAGUCAAUGCAGGGGACACACCAGAAGCCUAAUCAUAGACCCUACCAUUUCGUGCUAAUAAGAGAGAGAGAGAGAGAGAUGAUCAAGGAAGUCAACCUUGUUUUUCUUCCACUUUUUUCCUUUUUCGGUAUGCGUGGGCUACAUGUAAGCACUGCGGGAUCGGAGAU
Musa acuminata AAA Group (dessert banana) is the source of this 1450-nucleotide messenger RNA. Its product is annotated as WAT1-related protein At5g07050-like. The record is from RefSeq and is a predicted model, not a curated record. Lineage: Eukaryota; Viridiplantae; Streptophyta; Magnoliopsida; Zingiberales; Musaceae. Gene Ontology annotation, molecular function: transmembrane transporter activity. Gene Ontology annotation, cellular component: plasma membrane. Bases 167 to 1315 code for a protein of 382 amino acids. The transcript is spliced from 7 exons.